Messenger RNA from Misgurnus anguillicaudatus (oriental weatherfish), 4419 nucleotides. RefSeq names its product WD repeat domain 26a (gene wdr26a). The record is from RefSeq and is a predicted model, not a curated record. Gene Ontology annotation, molecular function: protein binding. Gene Ontology annotation, biological process: proteasome-mediated ubiquitin-dependent protein catabolic process. NCBI's taxonomy places the organism in Eukaryota, Metazoa, Chordata, Actinopteri, Cypriniformes, Cobitidae. Gene Ontology annotation, cellular component: GID complex.
UCAAGGUUGUCGCGCCGCUUCCUGUGACGUCACCACGCACGGACGUCCAUAAUGGACUUGCAGCUGUUCUCUGACAAACAAUAACAAGAGCGGAGAGCGAAUAGCGGGGGAUGUUGUGUCCCAAAUCGCAUUGAAAUCGAGCCUGAAGGGCGUCUCGACUCUUGACAUCGCCGUUGAGGAAACUCUGGCCUCCGCGUCCUCCUCGUCCGACUCGGAAACCGGCGGAGCUUCGCCGCCCCCGCGAAAGAAAAGCCGAGGCUCGGCGGCGGAGGGAGCAGGAGAGAGCGGGGCGUCUGCUGCCGGGAUCACGGGCCUCUCUGCGGCUGCUCUCCCAACCCCCCACAAGCGCUCAUCCGUCCGCUUUAAUAACAGAUCCAACACUUUUGACGCGUUUCAUAACAUGCAGGCCAACGGGACGGGAGGACAAGAGCCGGAGCCGCAGGUGUCCUGUCGGAACGGAGAGUCCUCGUUAUCCGCCGCGGGAGCUGUGCACUCCAACGGGCUACUGUCCGCGGCUAAUAAUGGGCUGCCGUCCACCGAGAGUCCGGCCUUAGAUACCGGCCUGAAGAAGAAGAAACGACUGUCACAGGCCGAUGAGGAUGUGAUCAGACUUAUAGGACAACAUCUACACGGGUUAGGACUCAAUCAAACCGUGGACCUGUUGAUGCAGGAAUCCGGCUGUAGACUUGAGCAUCCUGCUGCUACCAAAUUCCGGAAUCACGUGAUGGAGGGAGAGUGGGAAAAGGCUGAGAGCGAUCUGAAUGAGUUGAAAGCACUCAUGCAUUCACCCGGCGCUGUUGUGCGGAUGAAGUUCUUGCUCUUGCAGCAGAAGUAUUUGGAGUAUCUGGAGGAUGGGAAGGUCCUGGAGGCUCUACAGGUGCUCCGAGCCGAGCUCACCCCUCUGAAGUAUAACACCGAGCGGAUCCACAUUCUCAGCGGGUACCUGAUGUGCAGUCAUUCUGAUGAUCUGCGUGCUAAAGCUGAGUGGGAGGGCAAAGGGACGGCUUCGCGAUCCAAACUCCUCGACAAACUACAGACAUACUUGCCCCCGUCUGUGAUGUUGCCACCCCGUCGUCUGCAGACUCUGUUACGUCAGGCGGUGGAGCUACAGAGAGAUCGCUGUCUGUACCACAACACCAAACUGGACAGUGGGCUGGACUCUGUGUCUCUGCUGAUAGACCACAUGUGCAGCAGGAAACAGUUCCCCUGCUACACCCAGCAGAUUCUGACCGAGCACUGCAAUGAAGUCUGGUUCUGUAAAUUCUCCAACGAUGGCACCAAACUGGCCUCAGGAUCCAAAGACACGACAGUCAUUAUAUGGCAGGUCGAUCCUGAAACUCACCAGCUCAGACAGCUGAAGACUCUAGAGGGUCAUGCCUAUGGGGUUUCCUAUUUGGCCUGGAGCCCCGAUGACACGUAUCUGAUAGCCUGUGGCCCAGACGACUGCUCUGAGCUUUGGCUGUGGAACGUUCAGACAGGGGAACUGAGAACCAAAAUGAGCCAAUCCCAUGAAGACAGCUUGACCAGUGUGGCCUGGAACCCAGAUGGCAAGCGUUUUGUUACCGGAGGUCAGAGAGGCCAGUUCUACCAGUGUGAUCUGGAUGGAAAUCUGCUGGAUUCGUGGGAAGGUGUCCGCGUACAGUGCCUGUGGUGUCUAAAUGAUGGCAGAACAGUGCUGGCUUCUGAUACACACCAGCGGAUCCGUGGAUACAACUUUGAAGAUCUGACUGACAGGAACAUCGUUCAAGAGGAUCACCCCGUUAUGUCCUUCACAGUGUCAAGAAACGGACGAUUAGCUCUGUUAAAUGUCGCAACUCAGGGAGUUCAUCUGUGGGAUCUGCAGGAUCGCGUGUUAGUCAGAAAGUAUCAAGGUGUGACUCAGGGCUUCUAUACCAUUCACUCCUGCUUUGGUGGCUAUAAUGAAGACUUCAUUGCGAGUGGUAGUGAAGACCACAAAGUUUACAUCUGGCACAAGCGUAGUGAGCUGCCCAUAGCCGAGCUUACGGGUCACACGCGUACAGUGAACUGUGUGAGCUGGAACCCCGUCCUGCCGGGCCUGAUGGCCAGCGCCUCAGAUGACGGCACUGUACGUGUCUGGGGUCCCGCCCCUUUUCUCGAAUCACAGGAGAACGAGGCGAUAAAUGAAUGCUACAGCAUGGACAGUUGAUGUUGACCCUGGAGCAGAUGUCCACUUUGGAAACUUGACAGCGGGACGCACUAUAGUGAAUGAAGAAUGAAAAAAUAAUGAAGUAAACACAAAAUCAGAUGGAUGCUUUUUUCUGGUGGUUACACAUCUCCCACCCGCAAUGGCAGCAUUGGAGGAGACGCCGUUUCAGUGGAAUUAAAUGAAACCUGCUGCCGCCCUUUACCAUCUGACUUCAGACCCCAUGUGGCACCACAAAACGGUCACGCCACACGCUUCAAAGAGGACACACUCACCUCGAUCAAACUCCUCCUCCUUUCUACACUGCAUCCUGAGUGGACGACUGUCUCCUGAAUCCACACGCACACAAACGAACGCCAUUGAAAUUAUUUAUUAUGGCUUUAAUUUAUUAUUGUGAAUGAAUCAAGGCCUCGGGCUCGCUUUUGUUCUGUACAAUAUACACUCAGCGAGGGGACAAUACGACCCUAUCGUGGCAUGUGCGAUCUCCAGAUCUUCUGCGGUCGUGAAAUAGGCCGCCGUGGUUUCAAAAGAGACUCGCACGGAUAGAGUUGUUCUAUAACGAAUCAUAUCUUUUUUUUUCAGCAUGAACUUUUGUGCCCUUUUAGCCACCUCUGUGACAGCGAAUGCUCAAAAGUGUCUUCACCAGCAGAAAUACAUGAUAUUGUUUUCGUCUUUCCUCCAUGACCUACGAGAAUUUUAAAUGACUGAAAUUACAGGCAUUUUUAACAGCUAGAAAUCGUCCUUUCAUUUGCUUAGAUUAGGAACUUCCAGACGUGACCCUCGGCUGCAGUUUUUCCCUCUGUCAUUGAUUAUAUGGUACUGUAUUGGGUAUGGUCAUCUGGAGAGGGGAGAGAUUCACUAGACGUGAUGAAUUAUUCUUAAUACUUGAGAUGGACCGAUAUAGUCGCCGCAAAAGAAACGCAACAGGCUGCGGUUAUUUUUUGGUAACGGGCUUGAAAUUGAAGUCCGAGCCAUAUCCGAGUCUGCGAGGCUUGCCUAGACUUACAGCAUGCUAUGCAUUCUUCUAACAAACGAAUGAGCUAAAGUCAUUUUCUAGAUUAAAACCACGUGUAUAUAACGGCCUUCGGUGUGCAUACUUUGCUAUUGUAAGCGGCUAAUAGAUGUUUCAAACAUGGUUGAGGUCAUCGCUGCAGUGAAUGUAUAGGCUCUUACUCUUAGAGACGUUGGGGAAUUAAGAAUCUAAAGUUUUGGAUCAUGAGAAAUGUGUUGUCACAGAAAUAACUACAAUGAAUUCCCACAUCUGUCUGUAUUCAAUUGUUUGUUCCCCUGCCAUUCCAACACCAUCGUAUUCGUCUCUUUGGUCCUCGAUGGUCUCGUUCCCUCUUUUUUUUUUUUACAUUAUCGCAUGGAUUUCUUGGUGGGGUUUUUUUUAUUCUUUUUGGACAUGUAUAUGAAUAGUCAUCACUUAUGUUUUAUUCGCUUUUAUUUUGGGGGUAUAAUUUUGGUUUGCUCUUUUAUUGCUUCUUUUCCCUUGUAUGAUCAUAUAAAAGAUGGCCUCUUUAACAGCUUUUUUCUAUUCGUGAAAUACUUUAAUACCAUAUUGCGCAUUACUACACGCAGGUGUACCUUAUAAUAAUUUAGGUAUUCAGAGUGUUGUAAGUCACAUUUAAGUCAUUCAAGCUAAAGAAACUUUGCCUUGUUUGAUUAUGUUUUCUUCAUAUAGAUAUAAAUAUAAAUAUAUAUAUAUAUGAAGAAACUAUAGAUAUAUAAAUAGAUAUAUACAGAUGUGUGUAUUUCUUGCCAUGUGUGCUCCCAUACAAUGUUAACCGUUUCUCACCUGUAAAGCUCCUCUGUACAGGUUAUUCAUAACCCAACCAGCCAAACCUGUUCCAUUACCCAAGGAGUGACGCACACACACAAAACAAAAAACGUGCAUGCAGAAACAAGCCUCACACAUAUGUGAAGCAGCCAUGAAGAUAUCACUCAAUUGUGGUGUUGUACGUUCUGGUUUAUGCAACUUAACUUUCCUUUUCUUAUAAAUAUUUGUGUUUCAUUUGAUGUCUUAGUUUUGACUUUCUUGUGCUAUGAGGGCAAACGCUAUGAGCCUGCGGGGUAACCGUAGCGCCCCGGGUUGAGUUCUGGGCAACGACUAAGUUUAUUGCAGUCAGGUUCUGAGAGAUCUGUUUUGCAUUUCAGUGUGUUAUUAUUCUAAGUGAUUGUACUAUUAUGUAAUGUUAUGUAGGAGAGGUGUUAUGUAUACAUACUUUAAAUAAAGCAUUCAGGGUUUUAAACUA